CAGUGCGUUUAGCGCGUUUAGCGCUCGUGUUGUAGUGCUGUCAGCUGUCAGUCAGUUAUAACCUAAAAAUAUAUAUCGUGCAUUAUCGUGGUCUCUCUCAUCUUAAUGUUUCGAGAAAAGGGACUUUGAAAGUUAAUAAAAUAUGCGUGUAUUGUAUAAUAAAUCAUACUACAAGAGAUCAUAUUUUUUCAGUAAUGGAAAUUAUUUAAUGAAUUACAUGUAUACUCUAUAAAAUCGAAUAUGGACUGCUAUAAACACAUUAGAAACUCCACCGCCAACAUCCGCACAUUCUGCAACAAUACAUAGGAACUUAAUGGUCAUUUUUGGCGGAGUCUGCAAUGGAUAUAGGCCUAAUGAUGUAUGGUGCUUAAAUUUGUACUUGUAUACCUGGCACAAGCAAAGUACAUCAAAUUUGAAGCCGCAGCCACAUUACGGCCAGUCGCAAAUUGAACUUGGGGAGAAGCAUUUACUUGUGCUUGGUAUUCUUAAUUAUUCUUAAGAUUACAUCUUGAUAUUGAAAUAAAUGUCGCUCUUGUAUUAAUUUUAUUUACAUAAGAAACAGUAGAUUAAAAUUUCUCUUUAUUAAUGUCAGAAUAAAUAUAAUUAGAUAAUUAUAUGCUUGUGCGUGUGGAAAAUAUAUAGGAGGUUGCACAGGACCAAAUGCUGCUAUGAAUGAUGCUUGGUUGUUCACAAUGGAAGGUACGUCUUGGACGUAGAGGAAAAUUAAUAUGCACAAUACAGAGUGGGCACCAACGCGUAUUUGGUGUCAUUAAGCUUGUAAGGACAUGGCAGUGGGUGGUGAUGCCGUGACAGUUAUUCCUAGCUACGAUGAAAUUACUCUGUGCAAUCCGGCGUUUAAAACAUUACGAAGCAUAGUAAACGCAUGGUUGCUCGAGGUAUCCGUUUAUAAAAAUGUAUUCGCGGACUAUCAGCUGAUCCACUUCUAUCGGUGGCUGAGGUCUCCAAGUGCCUUGCUUUACGAUCCUGCUCUACGUCGUACUCUACACACUUACAUGAAGAAUAAGUUGUAUAUACAGUUAAUAGCAGAGUUCAAAACGUUAGGUUGUAUUAUAGUCUUUACAAAUUUUAACAAAAUUAUCGUGUGCACGAAGAAAAGAUCUGUGAACGAUGCUUUAGGCUAUAUAGAAUUUGUUGUUCAAACUAUACGAAACAAAGAGCUGUGUUUCACAGUAUUGAAAUUACGUUUGACCAAUGUUGGGAAUAUCUAAUACGGCUUGACUUGGUACGCUGAUUCAUCAUUCAUUUGAUUCAUGAAAUAACAUUAAAACUGUGUUGUGUAACGCUAAUUUAAUUAUAUAUUUGCUUUAUCGAACAGCACAAUUAUGCUGACAUUAAAGGCCAGUUAUCUAGAAAUUAUGCGGAAAAUAAGAAUACUGAAAAUAAUGACGAUGACGCGGUAAAAAAAAUUUUUUAUAGCAUUUUUAUAGAUAUUUUUGGAAACUGAUGGUUCUUACUUGACGAUAUUUUUAUACUGCUUUGAUUAAUUCAAGUGCAGGAGUGAUCUUUAUACUUUCUUUUCCACCCAUAUCCAGAUUAGGAUAUUCCUCGAGAGUUAAUGUCUUUUCCGGCAAAUUUCGAUGUAUUUUUUGGGCUAUUUUGCAAAUAAUACACACGUAGGGCCAUUAAAACUACUGACCUCCCAUAUCGAUAAAGUAUCAAUUUUAAAUUUAUUUUA
Molecule: messenger RNA, 1696 nt
Organism: Temnothorax curvispinosus
Lineage: Eukaryota; Metazoa; Arthropoda; Insecta; Hymenoptera; Formicidae
Product: DNA polymerase epsilon catalytic subunit A-like
Exons: 4
Coding region: 786-1229 (147 amino acids)
Biological process (GO): DNA replication proofreading; nucleotide-excision repair, DNA gap filling; leading strand elongation
Cellular component (GO): epsilon DNA polymerase complex; nucleus
Molecular function (GO): DNA binding; zinc ion binding; single-stranded DNA 3'-5' DNA exonuclease activity
Source: RefSeq, a predicted model, not a curated record